Molecule: messenger RNA, 2659 nt
Organism: Pantherophis guttatus
Lineage: Eukaryota; Metazoa; Chordata; Lepidosauria; Squamata; Colubridae
Molecular function (GO): protein binding
Source: RefSeq, a predicted model, not a curated record
UAUACAAGUCUUAUGUGCUACUAUCCUUCUUCCGCUACUAUUUAUCCCUUUUUUCGAGCCUUGGGUAAUUUACACUGAUGUCUUUGAGUAGCUGGAGAAUGAUAGCCAAGCCUUACAAUCUGAUUUUCCAGUUGAAAUAUACAGUAUUCUCCACUAUGGCUCUGACCCAAAAAAAUAAUCACAAAUAUUUGUGAUCUCAUGAAAUCAGCUCAUUAGCUAUAAAAGAGACCAUUGCCUAUAUUGUUGCCAUGGUUCUGGCAAUUUUAUGAUGUCAGGAAUCAUGGUAAAAUGAUGUCACAACCAAAUGGAACCCUUGGAAUACCUUCUCCAUUACCAGCCUCACUAGUGCAGCCUCCAUAUGGAAUGAUGUGGAUGUGGCAUAUGGAAAAGAUGGGAUGGGUUGCGGCCUCGGCUACCCUUCUUUUCUUCUUUGGAAUUUUACUGGAGCCUCUUAGGUGGCUGGAUGCAGCGAUACAGCCGUGUCCAGACUCAUGCCAUUGUACAUUGAAAAUCCUCAACUGCAGCAGGAUUACCAAUUUUCCUGGUCUCAGCCAUGUGCCUGUUCCAGAGCCAUUUGGUCAUCCCUAUAUUUUUGUCAUGCUGGAUUUUACUGGAAACACAGUUUCUUCCAUUAACAAACGGGUGUGGUGGGCCUAUCCUUGGACUGAAUACUUGAUCUUCAAGAACAAUCACUUGAGCCGACUGGAUAAUGCGUCUCUAGAUGGCUUGCUUUCACUCAUACAUCUGGAUGUCUCAUAUAAUCGAAUACAGACCAUUGAGAAAAAUGCAUUUGAACCUGUUCCACUUCUGCAAUCUAUCAAUCUCAGUGGCAAUCGUAUUGUGCGGAUAACACAGGGGGCUUUUCAGGCCUGGCACGGAAUGCAGUUGCUAUACAAGUUGAUUCUCAACCAUAACCCACUGAGAAAGAUUGAGGAUUCCCAUUUCUACAAAUUGCCCUCACUGAAAUACCUGGACCUUGGCUCUACAGAAAUAACCAUAGACAUACUAGAGAAUUUGCUCAAAAUGUCCUUCAAGUUGAAAACUCUUAUUUUGCCUAGGAAAAUGUCCUGCUGCCUUUGCCAAAAUCAGGAUGCCAUUGAAACCUUUUCUAAUACCAUCAAGUUGGAUUGCUCCAAACAAUGUGUCUCAAACAUCUUUGACUAUGAGAAAGAGGAACUUUGGGAAACUAUGCAAGAUGAUGUAAAGAAAGUACUGGAAUCCAGAAAAUUAAAUGCCACCAACAUACUAAAUAUUAUCCCUGAAAAACCUGAACUUCAUAAUGUCACUCUAUCAGUCUUGGUGACCCAUGGACGUACACAUUUAGGUAUCCAUUUUCAUAAACACACACCAGAUAUUCUUAAAUCAGUCAGUGGAUUAAGUAAACUUGCUCCUGAUGAAUAUGUGGAUGUGAAGUGGUCUGAUAAAAAUGAGCUGGAUAAGCUGUACAAGUUAACAAAUUUGCUACAGGUGGCUCUCAAAGCAAAAUUAGCAGAAAACGGAGAGGAGACUCAAGAGUUGGAGAUCCAAAAGGAAUUGCCUGUAGAAAUUUCAGAUUAUGGCAACAUCAUCCUGAGCAAUAAAAGCCAUCGGAAAAGAUUAAAGAACCAUCUGAAAAGGGUAAAGAGAGAUCACUGGCUUGGAAAAAAUGCAAGGGAAAAAGAGUUAUUUUUUAGGUUGUUCAGAAAAAACAUAGAAUUUGCAAAAGCCACUGGAAAACCCGCAGGAGAACAAGGAAAACUUGUUUUGUAUGCCAUGGCAGAAAAAUGGGAGAAGCUAGCAAGGGAACUAGAGCUUCAGAAGGUUGCUUCCCUUAACAGGGUUCUUCGAGCAGCACUUCAUUCCUUACAGAAUCACUCCAUUUCGAAUGUUCCAACUAAAAUGCCUCUCUUGACUGCUUCUAUUGUAGUUAAGGAUGGUGCUGAAGACUCAGAAACUUUGAACAAACACUUGCCUGAUAUAACAUUAUCUCAUGAGACACAUUGGGAGCAUCAUGAACAAACCAUCUCUGCUCCCCCUUUACUUCAUCUUUUGAGAGACAUUGUUGACAAGUUGCUUCAGAAGGAAUUCUAUGAAUUUGAGUUAAACACAGAGUUGGCAUCUAUCUUCCCAAGUGAGUCUGAAGCUCUUUUCAGGAAACUCUUUUCCCUCCUGGUCCAUAUUGUGAACAUGAACUGCAGAAAGCCCAAUAUGCAGAUGGCUUGUGCUAAAUUAAUCUCUACAAUAGAUCUUCUCUUGAGGGACUUCAGUGUGAAAACCAACCAGGACACACCUAUUCUAUGGAACUCCUACUUUUGGUCCGCUAAAAAUGUAAAUGAUAUGAUUACAGCAAGCUCCAGAAAAAUGGAGAAACCUUCUAAUGAGAUAGCAAGGCAGCGAAUUCCACAAUCUGGGCAUUACCAAAAGUUGCUGUUGGGUAUUUCAGUGGCAAUGGUGAUGAUGGUUAUGGUUGCAAUAAUUAUUUUGAUUACGUACCUCAGGAACAGAAGAAGAGGAACCAAAGGCACGUCAAAGAAAGUAAGUUCAGGAGAGGAAGAGGGAGGUGAAGAAAACUUUUCAUACUAUGAUCAUAUAUAGCUGGAAUAAAGCUGUAUAUCAUCUAAACCACUGUAAAAUUUAUUUUUUGUGGUUUAUAUUGAAUAUUAUUAAAUAUAUUAUCUGA